Castor canadensis (American beaver) is the source of this 5608-nucleotide messenger RNA. The record is from RefSeq and is a predicted model, not a curated record. NCBI's taxonomy places the organism in Eukaryota, Metazoa, Chordata, Mammalia, Rodentia, Castoridae.
UCAGAAGCAGAGAAAGACCUUCUUUUCAAAAAUUUGAGUGGUAGAAUACAACUUCUAAGUAAAUUACGCCAGGAAGCUCUGGAUCUGGAAAGGCAGAUGGAAGAACAAAGGCAAGAAAUGGCUGAAAAGCAGAAGGAAGUCAAGGACCUGCAAAUGGCCAUAGAUAGCCUGGAUUCCAAAGACCCAAAGCAUUCUCAUAUGAAGGCACAAAAGAGGGGUAAAGAACAACAGUUUGACAUUAUGACCAAGCAGUACAAACAACUUGAAAGCCAUUUGGAUGAAAUACUUUCUAGAAUUGCUAAGGAAACUGAAGAGAUUAAGGACCUUGAACAACAACUUACUGAAGGCCAGAUAGCAACAAAUGAAGCACUGAAGAAGGAUUUAGAAGGUGUCAUCAGUGGGUUGCAAGAAUACCUGGGGGCCAUCAAAGGCCAGGCCACUCAGGCGCAGAACGAGUGCAGGAAGCUCCAGGAUGAGAAAGAGACAUUGCUACAGAGAUUGACUGAGGUGAAGCAGGAGCGGGAUGAACUGGAAAUAGUUGCCAUGGAUGCAGAAAACAUGAGGAAGGAGCUCGCAGAGUUAGAAAGUGCCCUCCAGGAACAGCAUGAAGUGAAUGCAUCCUUGCAGCAGACCCAAGGAGAUCUCAGUGCCUAUGAGACUGAGCUAGAGGCUCAACUAAAACUAAGGGAUGCUGAAGCCAACCAGCUCAGGGAAGAGUUGGAAAAACUUACAAGGCUCACUCAGUUAGAACAAUCAGCACUUCAAGCAGAACUUGAGAAGGAAAGGAAGUCCCUCAAGAAUGCUCUUGGAAUGGUCAAGUUCUCAGAAGAAAAGGAACAAGAGAACAGUGAGCUCCACACACAGCUUAAACAGUUGCAGGAUGACAAUAACCUGUUAAAGCAGCAACUGAAAGAUUUCCAGAAUCAUCUUAACUGUGUAGUUGAUGGUUUGAUUCGUCCAGAAGAAGUGGCAGCUCGUGUGGAUGAACUAAGGAGAAAACUGAUAUUAGGAGCUGGGGAAAUGAGAAUCCAUAGUCCUUCAGAUGUCUUAGGGAAAAGUCUUGCUGAUUUACAGAAACAAUUCAAUGAGAUCCUUGCUCGCUCCCAGUGGGAAAGAGAAGAAGCGCAAGAUAGAGAGAGGAAACUCCAUGAAGAAAUGGCUCUGCAGCAAGAGACACUGGCAAAUGGACAAGAAGAAUUCAGGCAGGCCUGCGAAAGAGCUCUUGAAGCAAGAAUUAAUUUUGAUAAGAGACAACAUGAUGCAAGAAUACGGCAGCUGGAAAAUGAAAUUCAUUAUUUGCAAGAAAAUCUAAAAAGUAUGGAAGAAAUCCAAGGCCUUACAGAUCUCCAACUUCAGGAAGCUGAUGAAGAGAAGGAGAGAAUUCUGGCUCAACUUCAAGAGUUAGAGAAGAAGAAGAGACAUGAAGAUGCCAAAUCUCAGGAGCAGUUUCUUGGUUUAGAUAAUGAAUUGAAGAAUCUGAAGAAAGCUGUGGCUGCUUCUGAUAAACUAGCUACAGCUGAGCUCAUCAUUGCCAAAGACCAGCUCCAGUCCCUGCAUGGAACUGUUAUGAAAAUUAACCAGGAGCGAGCAGAGGAGUUACAGGAAGCAGAGAAGUUCAGCCGAAAGGCAGCACAAGCAGCCAGGGACCUGACCCGAGCAGAAGCGGAGAUUGAGCUCCUGCAGAAACUUCUCAGGGGGAGAGAGGAACAGUUUCCAGUUGAGAUGGAGAAAGCAGAUGUAGGUAUGGGAGGAGCAAACUCACAGGUGCUAGAAAUCAAGAAACUGAAUGAGACAAUGCAGAGGCAAAGGAUGGAGAUUACAAGACUUCGGAAUUUACUAGACCUCACUGGGGCUGACAACAAAGGAGGCUUUGAAAAUGUUUUAGAAGAAAUUGCUGAACUCCAACGGAAAGUGUCUUUUCAGAAUGAUUACAUCAGCAGCAUGGCAGAUCCUUUCAAAAGACAAGGCUAUUGGUAUUUUAUGCCACCACCACCACCAUCAUCAAAAGUUUCCAGCCAUAGCUCCCAAGCUACCAAGGACUCUGGUGUAGAUCUAAAGUACACAUCCUCAACCCCUCUUAGAAAACGAUGGCCUGGACAACAAGAAGGGAAGGAUAGCAGUGGACCUCCACCUGCCUCAGGAUACUGGAUCUAUUCGCCCUUAAGAAGCGGGUUACGUAAAUUUUUUUCAAACAGAGAUGCAGAUAGUGAUGGAGAUAGCCAGGAAGAGAAUGGGCUGGAUGACCAAGAGGAUCCCCUGUUUGUGCCUCCUCCUGGAUACAUGAUGUACACUGUGCUUCCUGAUGGUUCUCCUAUACCCCAGGGCGUGGCCCUGUAUGCACCGCCUCCUCCCUUGCCCAACAACAGUCGACCUCUCACCCCGGGCACUGUCAUUUAUGGCCCACCUCCUGCUGGAGCCCCCAUUGUGUAUGGACCUCCACCCCCCAACUUCUCUGUCCCCCUCAUCCCUAUGGGCGUUCUGCAUUGCAAUGUCCCAGAGCACCAUAACUUAGAGAAUGAAGUUUCUAGAUUAGAAGACAUAAUGCAGCAUUUAAAAUCAAAACAAGAAGAAGAAUGGUGUCUGAGAGCAUCCAAGCAAAAGUCUGAGAAAGAAGUGGAAGACUUGCAUCAUGAUAUUGAUGGCCUUUUGCAAGAGAAGAAAGAAUUAGAACUUGAAAUAGAACAAUUACAUAGAACCAUCCAGAAACAUCAACAGCGAAAGGACUUCAUUGAUGGAAAUGUUGAGGGUCUUAUGACUGAACUAGAAAUAGAAAAAUCACUCAAACACCAUGAAGAUAUUGUAGAUGAAAUUGAGUGCCUAGAAAAGACCCUUAUGAAACGGCGUGCAGAGCUCAGGGAAGCUGACCGACUCCUGGCGGAAGCAGAGAGUGAACUUUCAUGCACGAAAGAGAAGACAAAAAAUGCUGCUGAAAAGUUCACUGAUGCCAAGAGAAACUUACUACAAACCGAGUCAGAUGCUGAGGAGUUAGAAAGACGAGCUCAGGAAACUGCUGUUAACCUUGUGAAAGCUGAUCAGCAGCUAAGAUUGCUUCAGGCUGAUGCAAAGGACUUGGAGCAACACAAAAUCAAACAAGAAGAAAUUUUGAAAGAAAUAAACAAAGUUGUAGCAGCAAAAGAUGCAGACUUCCAGUGUUUAAACAAAAAGAAGGAAAAACUGACAGAAGAGCUUCAGAACCUGCAGAGAGACAUUGAGACAGCAGAACGCAAUGAGGAUCACCACCUUCAGGUCCUUCAGGAAUCUGAGACCCUCCUUCAGGCCAAGAGAGCUGAGCUGGAAAAGCUGAAAAGCCAGGUGACAAGUCAGCAGCAGGAGAUGGCUGUCUUGGAUAGGCAGUUAGUACAUAAAAAGGAAGAGUUGCAUCUACUCCAAGAAAGCAUGGUCCAGGCAAAAGCUGACCUCGAGGAAGCUCUGAGAUUGGGGGAAACUGAAGUAGCCGAGAAAUGCAGUCACAUUAGGGAAGUAAAAUCACUUCUGGAAGAACUGAGUCUUCAGAAAGGAGAACUGAAUGUCCACAUUAGUGAAAAAAAAACUCAACUUGCACUUAUAAAGCAGGAAAUUGAAAAAGAGGAAGAAAAUCUUCAGGUAGUUUUACAGCAGAUGUCUAAACAUAAAACUGAACUAAAGAAUAUUCUGGACAUACUGCAACUUGAAAACAAUGAGCUGCAAGGCUUGAAGUUUCAACAUGGUCAGAAAGUGUCAGAGUUAGAGAAGACUCAGGUUGAAGUGCUAGAGGAGAAACUGGAGUUAGAGCAUUUGCAGCAGACAACUCAGCAACAGAAAGAGGAAGUAGAGUGGCAGAAGCAGCUUCUUGAGAGGGACAAACGGGAAAUAGAGCGAAUGACUGCUGAGAUGCACGCAUUACAGUCAUGUGUUGAGUGUUUGAGCAAAGAAAAGGAAGAUCUCCGACAGAAAUGUGACAUCUGGGAAAAUAAAUUAUCUCAAACCAAAAGGGUUUUAGCAACUACAGAAGAAAACAGCAAAAUGGAACAAUCAAACUUAGAAAAGUUGGGAUCGAAUGUCAGAAAACUUCAGCAAGAACUAGACCAACUAAACCAAGACAAGCUCUCACUGCACAGUGACAUCUCAGCAAUGCAGCAGCAGCUGCAAGAAAAGCGAGAAGCAGUGAACUCACUACAGGAGGAACUAGCUAAUAUCCAAGACCAUUUGAGCCUAGCAAAGCAGGACCUGCUUCACACCACCACACGUCAGAAUGUACUGCUUAGUGAGCAGACCCAGCUCCAGAUGAAUAUCAGUGAAUGGAUAGAGAGGUUUGAGAACUGUCAGAAAGAAACAGAGUCAAAACAACAACAGCUUCAAGUGCUUCAGGAUGAGAUCAAAGAAAACAAGCUCAAGCUAGACCAGCAAGAAAUGAUGUUUCAAAGACUCCAGAAAGAGAGAGAAAGUGAAGAAAAAAAAUUAGAAGACAGUAAAGUGACACUGAAGGAGCAGCAGGAGCAGCUGGAAAAAGAAUUGAUAGACCAGAAAAGCAAACUGGACCAGGUGCUCACACAGGUAUCCGAGGCCGAAGAGCGUGUCAAGACUCUACAGGAGGAGGAGAGGAAUGGGGAGACUCUGGAGAAGACACUCUCCCAGGCCAAACAGAGGCUGUCAGAGCAGGAGCAGCAGUUAAUGGAAAAGUCACGUGAGCUGCUGGCCCUCCAAAAAGAGACAGAUGCCAUGAGGGCAGACUUCAGCCUGCUGCGGAACCAGUUCUUGACUGAAAGAAAGAAAGCUGAGAAGCAGGUGGCCAGUCUGAAGGAAGCACUUAGGACCCAGCGGAACCAGCUAGAGAAAAAUCUUCUUGAGCAAAAACAGGAGAACAGCUGCAUGCAAAAGGAAAUGGCAACAAUUGAACUGGUAGCCCAGGACAACCAUGAGCGGGCCAGGCGUCUAAUGAAGGAACUCAAUCAGAUGCAGUCUGAGUACCUAGAGCUCAAGAAACAGAUGGCAAACCAAAAAGAUCUGGAGAGAAGACAGAUGGAAAUCAGUGAUGCUAUGAGGACACUUAAGUCUGAGGUUAAAGAUGAAAUCAGAACCAGCCUGAAGAAUCUCAACCAGUAUCUUCCAGAACUACCAGCAGAUCUAGCAGCUAUUCUGGAUAGAAAUGAAAACCUAGGACCUGAGUUGGAAAGCUUGAAAGAGAACUUUCCAUUCACCACAAAUGAUAGACCUUUUGAAGAAAAACUGACCUUUCCCCAAGGUCACAUAAUGGAUAAGCACUGGCAUGGAGAAGCACUCCGGGAGAGACUGCGUCACCGCGAAGAUCGACUCAAGGUUAUCUUUUUUUUUUUUUGAAAAAAAAAGUAAAAUAGUUGGUGCUUUGGGGAGAGUGAGAGGAAAAUUCUCACAUUCAUGUGCUACCUCCACUGUAUUGCAGCACUCAGAGCAGCUUAUAGAUCACACAGUAGAAGCUCACAGAGAAGGUGACAUUACACUGCUAGUAAAUGGCCCUAUUCAAAACCAUAAAUUUGUGAGCUGUUGGAGUGGUUUAACUGGUAGAGUGCCUGCCUAGCAAGUGUGAGGCUGAGUUCAAACCCAAGCAAGACAAAAAAAAAAAAAACAUGAGUUGAAUUUUGGUAUGUUAAGU